Adineta steineri is the source of this 813-nucleotide messenger RNA. NCBI's taxonomy places the organism in Eukaryota, Metazoa, Rotifera, Eurotatoria, Adinetida, Adinetidae. The record is from the annotation of a GenBank genome assembly.
AUGGUUUCUGAUUCUGAAUCUGAAUGUGAACAUUCAGAUGGUAUUGAAUCAGCUAUAUCAUCUCCAACAUCAAUUGCAACAACAGUAACAACAACAGCAGCUCUUAAUCUUAAAUCUUUAUUAAAAACUCCAACAACACCAAAAAAUUUAACAAGACGUGUUAUGUUUGAUCCAUUAGCACUUCUUCUUGAUGCUGCUGUUAUUGGAGAACUUGAACUUGUUGUAAAAGCAGCAAAAGAGGUUGAAAAUCCCAGUCAACCAAAUGAUGAAGGUCUAACAGCGUUACAUAAUGCUGUAUGCGCAUCAAAUUUUGAUUGUGUCAAAUUUCUAGUUGAAUUUGGUUGUGAUAUUAAUUUUGCUGAUAAUGAUGGAUGGACACCAUUACAUUGUGCUGCAUCAUGUAAUAAUACACCUAUGGUUCAAUUUUUAGUUGAACAUGGUGCUUGUAUUUAUGCAACAACUAUUCGAGAUAAUGAAACAGCAGCAGAAAAAUGUGAAGAAGAAGAAGAAAAUUAUGCGACAUGUUCACAAUAUCUUUUAUUUGUACAAAAUGAUUUGGGCGUUAUCAAUAAUGGUUUAGUUUAUUCUUUGUAUGAUUAUGAACCAAGUAAUUCGUUAGAUGAGACAAUGAACAAUGAACUUACAUUCAAGGAUGGUGAUCAAUUAAGAAUAUUAAGACGUGGUGAUGAAAAUGAAAGUGAAUGGUGGUGGGCUAAACAUGAAACAAGCCAACACGAAGGAUAUAUACCACGAAAUUAUCUUGGCCUCUAUCCACGAGUACGACCAGGUUCAAUGGCUUCCACUAGUUGUUAG